AUGGUUCUUGUUCACAUUGUUCUGUUCAAAUUCCGCGCGGACAUCGGAGACGAAGUGCAGCAGGAGUUCCUUUCCCAAAUUAAAACGCUCAAGUCCUUGUCCUGUGUUAAAAGCCAAAGGCUUGUGGUUGGAGGUCCCUCAAUUACAACCCCAAUUGAAAAGAGCAAAGGAUUUCAAUACGCUCUAGUGAGCUACCACGAGGAUCGAGCAGCAUUGGCUGAGUAUCAAGCUAGCAGCGAGCACGAAAGGGUUACCAGCACAUACUUUAUUCCUUACAAGGAGGAUCUGGUUCGGUUUGACUUUGAGACCGAUCAAGUCGACGAGGCACUGCUUGGGUUUUGA
Penicillium concentricum is the source of this 342-nucleotide messenger RNA. RefSeq names its product Dabb family protein. The transcript is spliced from 3 exons. NCBI's taxonomy places the organism in Eukaryota, Fungi, Ascomycota, Eurotiomycetes, Eurotiales, Aspergillaceae. The record is from RefSeq and is a predicted model, not a curated record. The coding region runs from base 1 to 342 and encodes 113 amino acids.